Messenger RNA from Crotalus tigris (Tiger rattlesnake), 5595 nucleotides. It is a transcript of the gene SLC16A14, whose product is annotated as solute carrier family 16 member 14. Gene Ontology annotation, molecular function: monocarboxylic acid transmembrane transporter activity. Gene Ontology annotation, biological process: monocarboxylic acid transport; transmembrane transport. Bases 2030 to 3589 code for a protein of 519 amino acids. The record is from RefSeq and is a predicted model, not a curated record. Lineage: Eukaryota; Metazoa; Chordata; Lepidosauria; Squamata; Viperidae. The transcript has 4 exons.
CCAGUUUUUGAGCACUCAGUCUCUAAAAGGUUCGCCAUCACUGGACUAGAACUUAACAAUUCCCAGUUUUCUAGUUUGGUACCAGUAGACCAAAGUGGCUCACAUGGUUUCUGCUCUUCUGAUCGUUCAGGCAACAGUGAAAUGAUAUGGUGAAAUGAGCCUAUGAAGAGUGAGUUUGUCCAUUUCUGUCACCCACCAGUAAGGACCCAGUUAUAUUUUAGAAGGCCAGAUUUUAAAAUUCAAUCUAGUGAGAUUGCUGGAGAAAGGCUUUUGGUUUUCUCAUAAUUUGACCUCUUUAGUUCAGGGCUUCCCAACUGAGGUGCUUGUACCCCCUGGGGGUGUGAAAUGAUAUUCCAGGAUGUGCGAAAACUUGGGUUUUCAAAAUUAUAGAGUAUAUGCAUAAUUCAUUGCCAUUAUUUUGAACUUUUGUAAGGGGUGCGAGAAUAUAUCAGAAACAUUCUAGGGGUGCAGAAUAUAGAAAAGGUUGGGAACCACUGCUUUAGUUGAAUAGACCUAUAUUUUCUCAUGAUAUUAUUCUUGCAGAAAAUGACCCACAUAGAGAAUUGCCACUGUUCUUUGCUUUAUUUUCCUAGUGUUAAGAGCAUGUUAUCUCCUCUCUUCCAAAGGCAGAGAUUUUUUUUGCAGAUGUGAACAAAAUUUACUAGUAAAUGCAUUUUAGCGGGAACACAUGAUAGUGCAAACACAACAUGUUUUUUUUAAGACUGUAGGUCAGAAGGGGCAGAGCUCAGAAAGCAGCUUUUAAGAUCUUGAGAUAAGCAACAGAUGGUAUAAUUAUGCAAAAUCAAUAGUGCAGUUGGUAUACAAUAGAAAGCAGCAGAUGGGUUAAUUUUAGGUUAGAUUGUGGCCCCCAUUGUUUCCCUUAGGUCAGCUGCAGAAGUAAGUAAAACAAAACUUUACCAGAUAUACAAUAUUUAUGUGUCAUUGUACCACUGGAAGAGGUAUUUGAAAAUGAAAAUCCAUGUGUUGUCUUUUUCCCUCAUAUUGUUCUUUAAUCAGUUUUAGUUUUACAGGUGCUUCAACAUGACUGCUGGUAAGUAUGGCACAAUUAAAAUUACAUUGGCUAAAGAUGCAAUAUAACCAUUUUUUAAACUAUUGACUGUACUUCUAGAAAACAGGAAAGCACUUUAACCCUGAAGUGUCCUACAUUUUUAGCUUGGUGAAUCUCAGAUAUUUUUAAAAAUUAAACCCAAUUAGAUUAACCCAGAUUCAGAAGAGCCACAAAAACCUUGGAGCCAGGACAGAUGUUUAAUAUUUCCUUAUAAAGGUUGGGAAGAUGUUUUAUUUUGAUAAAAACCAAUAUAUACAAGUAAAAUGUAAAAAAUACAAGUCUAUAUAUAAGUCUCUAUUCUAUGUUCUGUCCUAUUGCUAUUAUUUCUAUAUUGUUACACAAGUUACUAUUACUAUAAUUAAAUCUACAAUACUUUUAUUAUUCAAUUACUAUUACAAUACUAAAUUCUAUAGUAAUGCUAUUUUUUUCUUAUACCAUUUCUUCUGCUUUUUUCUUCUAUUACUGACCUGCAUGUAGAAUACUUGCAACUUUCCACAUUGUGUCAUAAUAUGGUUGCACUUUUUCUUGCUGUGCCUCCUUUUUCUUUGGACAAUUUACUCCUUUUGAAAGAAACAUAUCUUCUUUGGUUUGGUUGCUUCACCCUAUUUGCUAGUGACCCCAGAGCUUCCAAAACUCCCAUCUUCUCCCACACCUGUUUCAAGGUUGCAGCUUGAAUAGCAGCCCUACUGUGCUGAUGAGGGGUGAGGAAGGCUCAGACAAGAAGGGAAGCACAGGUGCCUGCAUUUUUUUUAAAGUAGCCUGCUCUUCUAUGGGGACAAUUCCCCCAAAGAUUUUAUCCUGAUUUAUCCUGAAAGGUAGCCAUUUCAAGUCCCAUUGAAAUGGCAAAUUGGCAAGUAUGUGUUUCAUCUUAUUAAAAAUAUAACAGUAAGUAAAUGAAAUGCAACUUUUAUCUGGAACUACUAAAUAUUAUUUGAUCUUUUUCAAGGUACUUGACCGAAAAUGUACGACAGUCACGAAGAUGUUGAUUAUGAUUCUGAAAAUAACUCUAAAGAGAGGGAGCAGAAGCUGAAGUCAAAUCCAGAUAUUGAUAGAGGAUGGGCUUGGAUGAUAGUCUUUUCUUCUUUCCUGGUGCAUAUACUCAUCAUGGGAUCACAAAUGGCUCUUGGAAUUCUCAACAUGGAAUGGCUUGAAGAGUUCAGUCAAAGUCGAGGGCUGACAGCCUGGGUCAGCUCCCUCAAUAUGGGUAUUACUCUGAUUGUAGGUCCCUUUAUCGGUUUGUUUAUUAACACCUGUGGAUGUCGGAAGACAGCAAUAACUGGAGGAAUCUUAAAUGCCCUGGGAUGGAUAUUAAGUUCCUAUGCUUCAAAUGUACAUUACCUCUUUAUUACAUUUGGAAUUAUAGCUGGUAUUGGAAGUGGGAUGGUAUACCUGCCUGCUGUAGUCACGGUGGGAGAAUAUUUUCAAAAGAGAAGAGCUCUUGCCCAGGGACUCAGCACAACUGGAACAGGCUUUGGUGCGUUCCUGAUGACAGCUUUGUUGAAAUAUCUUUGUUUGGAGUUUGGCUGGAGGAAUGCUGUGUUCAUUCAUGGUGCAGUCUGUCUAAACUUGUGUGUUUGUGGAGCACUUCUGAGACCAAUUCAUCACAAGAAGGAAACUACUGAGCAAAGCAAGGAUGGAAACAAGAGUCAAAGCAAUAGUCCAACAAAAAUUCUGUCCUGCUCUGCCGAAGUGCUAACAUCCAAUUGUGUUUUAAGGGAAGCAGAGAAAGAGGCAAAGGGAGGACAGGGUGCAAAAGAAAAGACUGUCAAAAUUUCAGCCUUGGAAAAUAAAGAUGGAAUCAGAGACCAAAAGGAAAUCUAUACUCUUGGUAUUCUGAAGCGAGUAGGCCAGCUGACGAUCACAAGCCAGAAAGGCUUCAGGACCUGGUAUUCUAGUUACUUUGGAACUGCUUCUCUCUUCACCAACAGAACAUUUGCAGCUUUUGUAUUUUGGGCUUUAUUUGCCUAUAGCACUUUUGUGAUCCCUUUCAUCCAUCUUCCUGAAAUAGUGAAACAGUACAGGUUAUCAGCACAGAAUGACAUCUUUCCUUUGACCUCAAUUAUUGCAAUUGUUCACAUUUUGGGGAAGGUCAUCCUUGGCAUAAUCUCUGAUUUGCCUUGCAUCAGUGCUUGGAAUGUCUUCAUGGCAGCUAAUUUUACUCUUGUCUCUUGCAUUUUUAUUUUGCCAUUAAUGCAUACAUUUGCUAGCCUAGCAGUGGUUUGUGCCCUAAUAGGAUUUUCUAGUGGAUAUUUUUCACUUAUGCCUGUUGUCACUGAAGAUCUAGUAGGGAUUAAGCAUCUUGCAAAUGCCUACGGAAUCAUCAUUUGCGCCAAUGGGAUAUCAGCACUCUUGGGACCACCAUUUGCAGGAUGGAUUUAUGAUCUCACACAAAAAUAUGACUUUUCUUUCUACAUAUGUGGCUUCCUUUAUAUGGUGGGAAUACUUACUUUGCUCAUUCAGCCUUAUAUGGACAAGGAAAAGCCAUCAUCAGGAAAAAAUAUAGAAAAUGAAAAUGUUUAGAACCAUUCAUGUUUUAUGGAAGAAAACUGGCAUUUCUGAAGGAAGUAUCAAAUUAUAUAUCUGAUUUUGCUAACAGUGUUAAAUAAAACUGAAAAUCUCAAUCCUUAUACAGAGGUGCAUGUCAAUUGAUAAUUGAAUAUUAAUGUUUGUGAAAUUGGAGAUAAAAGGCAGGAAACAAAGAGCUUGGGUAUGAAGUGAAUAUUUGCCAUCAAAGGCCAAAUAUUGGUCAGUGUGAGAAAAAGUCUGCAAAUAAUCCUUUGCACCCUUUGCCAAAAAUAAUAAGUAGGAGAAAGAAGAUUCAAAUCUUGGGGCAUGCAUAUAAAUACUGUCAAGUUCCUAGUUUGGUAGAAUGGAUUUUCAUCUUUCUGCAAUUGCUUGCUGCUAUAAUAGGAUAUCAAGUACAGAUUCCUUUGAGACUGCAAAGUUCAGCAGGAAGGUUAUUGCAAGAGACUAAAGCAGAUAUACCUGACAUUUCUCCUUAUUUCUGAUCCACUGAAAGACAAGUUCGGAUUUUCUAGACCAAGACCAUGGUUACUGACCCCCUUUUGUUAUCCUCUUUACCAUGGGUUACAUUUUAAUGCUUUGCUCCAAAAUCAGUAUCAAAUAGCAACCUAGAAAGAUCAAUCCAUUCAAAGAAUCAUCUAGCUCUGCUAAUGGACCAGAAUUUUCCAUAGCCAAACACAUCACUAAUCCUAUUGCAGUUUCCAAUUGACUUAGCAACUAUUGGUGCAAUAGCUGCUAUAAUUACAGUUCUCCCAUGUUCUCUAUUUUGCCUGGCAAAUAUGAUGGGAAUGUGGGCAAAAUUAUGAUCUUUCACACUCGGUGUGAAGUACACUUUUCAAAAACCUGGAGAAUUUACUACAGAUCAGUUCUUCAUAAGAUUCAUAUUAAUAUUGAAUAAUGGACGGUGGUAUAAAACUUCCCAUCCCUUCUAAUUCAAAAUAGUCUAAAUGUGGAUAAUGAUGAUGAUUUUGUGAUGUGUUUGAGGAGUGUUUUUGAUAAUUCUGCUGAAAUCAACUGCCUGUGACAAGAUGCUUAACGAGUGCAUAUGUGGUAGACUUAGAUUUAGGUCAAGAUUUAAACUGAACUAUAAAGGGAUUAAACCACCAGUUUAAAGAGGGCCUAGCUGAUGAGCUAUGGGAUGAGUUCACUGGGGAGGGAAUUUCAGCGAUCCUACCUGUGUCAAUCUAAUUUUGAAUCUGAAAACAGAAAACUCGAAUCAUGACAAUGCUACUGUGAGAAAAGAAAAGCUCAUGGUUCUCUCGCCUUCUUUCCUCUUCUUGCUCAUUACAAUAUUCUAGUGGCAGUUGCAAGCAAGCUAGAAGAAUCUUUCUGUAAAUGAAAAAACAGUACUGACGUGCAGAAGACUUUGCUUGUAUUGUUAAGAAUUGAGCCAUUUUGCUCAGGAACAUCUUGCUUAGUCUCUCCUUCCUGUUGUAACAAUUAAGUUCUAUAAUUAUGGAGAAAAGAGGUACUUUGCAAACAGAUAUGCACUCCAGAAAACAACUUUGUCAGAGCUGAGGAUUUCUAAAAAUUUUGAAGGGUCAAGGGUUUUGACCAUAGAUAUCAACAUAGCACCAUUUGUUUCUAUGGAGAUUCUUAAUCAUCUGGGUCAUGGUUGUCCCAAAGGUGCUUUUCAAAAGCUACCGUAACUAGAGUUUCUUUGUUUUUUUCCUUAAAGACAUUUAGCUUCUCAUCCAACAAACUUAUUCAGUUCUCUCUUCUUCAGUCUGAAGAAGCUUCUUGGAUGAGAAGCGAAACGUCUUCAAGGGAAAAAAAAAUCAACAAAGUCCAAUUGCCUUUUGAAAAGCACGUUUGGGACUAUGCGGUCCUUUGUGUUACUCUUAAGAUUUAAGAUGGUAUGCAAUACAACUAUGUUCUCCAAUAUGAGCCAACAGUGUGUGGUAGCAGCUAAAAAAAAUCCAAUGCAAUCCUAAAUUGCAUUAACAGAGGGAUUCAGUCAAAAUCACUUGAGGUACUAAUACCACUCUAUAAAGUCUUAAUAU